Molecule: messenger RNA, 1491 nt
Organism: Auxenochlorella protothecoides
Lineage: Eukaryota; Viridiplantae; Chlorophyta; Trebouxiophyceae; Chlorellales; Chlorellaceae
Product: Methylmalonate-semialdehyde dehydrogenase [acylating], mitochondrial
Exons: 8
Coding region: 1-1491 (496 amino acids)
Biological process (GO): L-valine catabolic process; thymine catabolic process
Cellular component (GO): mitochondrion
Molecular function (GO): methylmalonate-semialdehyde dehydrogenase (acylating, NAD+) activity; malonate-semialdehyde dehydrogenase (acetylating, [NAD(P)+]) activity
Source: RefSeq, a predicted model, not a curated record
AUGCAAGCCCUCACGGGCCGCGUGGCCCAGCGAUGCCUCGGUGCAUCCUUCCUGUCCGGUCAAUCCAUCCGUGCCAUGUCGGGAGCGCCGGACGUCAAGCUGCUGAUCGGAGGAGAGUUUGUGUCCAGCAAGACCGACACAUGGCAGGACGUCGUCUGCCCGGCCACGCAGGAGGUCGUGUCCCGCGUGCCGGAGACCACCCCGGCCGAGUUCCAGGCGGCGGUAGACGCGGCCAAGGCGGCCUUCCCCGCUUGGCGCGCCACCGCCGUGCCGACGCGCGCGCGCGUGUUCCUCAAGCUGCAGCAACUGAUCCGGGAGAACAUGGAGGAGCUGGCCGCCAGCGUGACGCGCGAACAAGGCAAGACGCUGGCCGACGCGCGGGGGGACGUCUUCCGCGGCCUGGAGGUGGUCGAGUACGCCGCCGGCAUCGGCCCCGACAUGAUGGGAGAGAUGCUGGAGAACGUGUCCACCGGCAUCGACACCUACAGCAUCCGCCAGCCGCUGGGGGUGACUGCAGGCAUCUGUCCCUUCAACUUCCCGGCCAUGAUCCCGCUGUGGAUGUUCCCCAUGGCACUCGCAACAGGCAACACCAUGGUCCUGAAGCCCUCAGAGAAGGACCCGGGCGCCGCCAUGAUGCUCGCUGACCUGGCGCAGCAGGCUGGCCUCCCCAAGGGCGUGCUGAAUGUGGUGCACGGUGCCCACGGCACGGUGAACGCCAUCCUGGACCACCCCGACAUCAAGGCGGUGGCCUUUGUCGGCUCCGACGCGGGCGGGGAGCACGUGUACGCGCGCGGCUGCGGCGCCGGCAAGCGCGUGCAGGCCAACAUGGGGGCCAAGAACCAUGCGGUGGUCAUGCCCGACGCCAACUUCGAGGCCACGGUGGCGGCGCUGACGGGCGCGGCCUUUGGCGCCGCGGGGCAGCGCUGCAUGGCCAUCUCCGCCGCCGUCUUCGUCGGGCGCGGGACGCUGGAGCGCUACGCCCCGGCGCUGGAGGCCAAGGCGCGCGGCCUGCGCGUCGGCGCGGGCUGGGAGGCGGGCGUGGACGUGCCGGCCCAUCCGCGCGGCAACUGGCUGGGGCCCACGUUGCUGACGGGCGUGACCCCGGACAUGGAGUGCUAUCGGGAGGAGAUCUUCGGCCCCGUCCUGGUCUGCUUGGAGGUGGACUCGCUGGAGGCGGCGCUGGACCUGGUCAACGCCAACCCGCACGGCAACGGCACCGCCGUGUUCACCAGCCACGGCGCCACCGCCCGCAAGUUCCAGAGCGAGGUGGAUGUGGGCAUGGUGGGCGUCAACAUCCCCAUCCCGGUGCCGCUCCCCUACUUCUCCUUCACUGGCUGGCGCGGGUCCUUCCGUGGCGACCUGCAGAUGAUGGGCAAGAUGGGCGCGCAGUUCUUCACGCGCACCAAGACCGUGACGGCCAGCUGGCGGGACCACGACCCCAACGACGCCAUCCCCGGGCUGGCGGGCGUGGGCGCCUCCACGCCGGCCUGA